UUUAGUUUUAAAAUUGUUGUAGUUUAAAUAAGUUAUAUUGAGUUAGUUAACGAUUUAUACGUUCUUAAUUAUAUUUAUAUUAAAAUGAAGAAUACACACGAUGAAAGUGAAAUACAAAAUUUUUUUAGGAAUACUAACGUUUUCCUUACGGGCGGAACUGGAUUUAUUGGUCAAGUUUUAUCUGAAAAACUGUUAAGAUCGUGUUCCAUUAAACAUUUGUAUUUGUUAACAAGAUCAAAAAAAGGAAGAGACCCUCAAAGUCGCUUGAAUAAAAUGUUUAGUAGUUCAUUGUAUCAACGAUUGUCAAAAGAGCAACCUGACUUUAUUAAUAAGAUCACAUUAGUUAUUGGUGAUUGUAAUGAACCUAACUUAGGCUUAUCGCCUAGCGACGAAGAAUUAAUAAUACGUCAAGUUAAUAUUGUAUUCCAUUGCGCCGCUUCGAUACAUCUUAACGGACCUCUUCAACAUUUAACAUUCACAAAUGUCAGAUCAACUAGAGACUUACUAGUUAUAGCAAAAAAAAUGACUAACUUAAAAUCAUUUGUUUACGUAUCAACUGCUUUUGCAAAUACAAAUCAAGAAAUCAGUAAAGAAAUUAUUUACAAGUGUCCAAUGAAAGGCGAAACGUUAAUCAGUAUGGCUGAAACAAUGUCAGAAUCGUUCUUGAAUUCAAUAACAAAAGAAUGUGUUGGAACGUGGCCUAAUACCUAUACAUUUUCAAAAUGUAUAGCAGAAAACCUAGUUCAAGAAUACGGUAAAAAUAUGCCAAUAACUAUUGCUAGACCAUCAAUAGUUGUUUAUACUCACAAAGAACCAAUUCCAGGAUGGUUUACAAAUUUACAAAGUGUUCCAGGUCUUGUAUUAGGAGUAGCAUUGGGCGCGAUACAUGUAAUGCUUGGUGAUCCAAAUGCGCGUGCUGUUAUAGUUCCAGCCGAUAAGGUGGCGAAUAUGAUUAUGUCAUGUGCUUGGUUUGGUUCAAAAAUAAGAAAUGAAGAAACACCUAUUCCAGUAUUCAACUACGUACCCAAUAAUAUGGCACCUCCUUUGUCAUACGGACAAUGUUUUAAAAAUGUUGUAGACUAUAUAGAAAAAUAUAAUAUACAUUCGACAAAAGUGGUAUGGAUUCAGUUUAUGACGGUCACUAAAUCAAAAUUUUACUAUAAUCUACUAUUUUUUUUGUGUCAUUAUUUGCCAGCUUUUUUUAUAGAUAUAUAUUUAUGGAUUAGUGGAAAAAAGUUGAGAGUAACACCGCUUUAUUCAAAACUUGAUGCAAUGUUACGUGAAAUGGGAACGAAUUUUGCCUGCAAAUCUUUUAAAUUUGAUGAUACAAAUUUAAAAAACCUCAUUUCGUGUCAAAAUGAUUACGACAAACAACUGUUCGAUAUGGACUUGUCAAAUAUAAAUUGGCAUGACUAUUUCCUCAAUUGUAUUUAUGGAGCUCGUAGUUAUGUAUUGAACUAUUCGGACGACGAAGCAGAAGUGGCCGCGAAAAAAUAUCAAAAAAUGAAGGUUGUUUACCGUAUAACAAAAGGAAUCAUGUAUUUAAUUAUAUUUUAUUUAUUAUAUAAAAUGUUUUAUGUUUUACUGUAAAAUUAUAAUUAAAUAAUUUAAUUGAUUAAAAUCUACUAUUUAGUAAAAA
Messenger RNA from Daktulosphaira vitifoliae (grape phylloxera), 1639 nucleotides. RefSeq names its product fatty acyl-CoA reductase wat-like. The transcript is spliced from 10 exons. The coding region runs from base 85 to 1590 and encodes 501 amino acids. Gene Ontology annotation, biological process: long-chain fatty-acyl-CoA metabolic process. Gene Ontology annotation, molecular function: alcohol-forming very long-chain fatty acyl-CoA reductase (NADP+) activity. Gene Ontology annotation, cellular component: peroxisome. Lineage: Eukaryota; Metazoa; Arthropoda; Insecta; Hemiptera; Phylloxeridae. The record is from RefSeq and is a predicted model, not a curated record.